Messenger RNA from Lolium rigidum, 760 nucleotides. RefSeq names its product MADS-box transcription factor 2. NCBI's taxonomy places the organism in Eukaryota, Viridiplantae, Streptophyta, Magnoliopsida, Poales, Poaceae. The coding region runs from base 1 to 630 and encodes 209 amino acids. Gene Ontology annotation, molecular function: RNA polymerase II cis-regulatory region sequence-specific DNA binding; protein dimerization activity; DNA-binding transcription factor activity, RNA polymerase II-specific. Gene Ontology annotation, cellular component: nucleus. Gene Ontology annotation, biological process: positive regulation of transcription by RNA polymerase II. The transcript has 7 exons. The record is from RefSeq and is a predicted model, not a curated record.
AUGGGGCGCGGGAAGAUCGAGAUCAAGAGGAUCGAGAACCAGAGCAACCGCCAGGUGACCUUCUCCAAGCGCAAGAACGGGAUCCUCAAGAAGGCGAAGGAGAUCAGCGUACUCUGCGACGCCGAAGUCGGCGUCGUCGUCUUCUCCAGCGCCGGCAAGCUCUACGACUUCUGCUCCCCAAAGACAUCCCUAUCAAGAAUCUUGGAGAAGUACCAGACCAACUCCGGGAAGAUACUGUGGGAUGAGAAACAUAAGAGCCUCAGUGCGGAGAUUGAUCGAAUCAAGAAAGAAAAUGAUAACAUGCAGAUCGAGCUCAGGCACUUGAAAGGCGAAGAUCUGAACUCACUGCAACCCAAAGAGCUGAUCAUGAUUGAGGAAGCACUUGAUAAUGGACUGACAGGCCUGCAUGAAAAACAGAUGGAGCACUACGACAGGCUGAUGAAAACUGGCAAGAUGCUAGAAGAUGAGAACAAGUUGCUCGCAUUUAAACUGCAUCAGCAAGAUAUCGCCCUGAACGGCAACAUGAGGGAGCUUGAGCUUGGUUACCAUCCGGAUAGGGACUUUGCAGCCCAGAUGCCGAUCACCUUCCGCGUGCAGCCUAGCCACCCCAACCUGCAGGAGAACAGCUAGGCCGUUUAUUCUCCACUCCCAUUCCAUCAAAUGAUCUUAUCCACCACUGGCAUGUAUAUGCACCAUGCAUUUUGCCAAUUGUAUCUCUCCUUUUGUGUCUGUUUGGAUAAACAACUGGACAAAUUAUAUC